AUGACCUCAACGGCGACCCCCGGAGGCGCCCCUCAGACCCGGCCGACCUCGCCGUCGCCAUCACAGCUCCCGCCGAUCCCCGGCUCGCCGACCUUUACGUAUGCCACCACAAACCGCAUGUCCACCUACACCCUGCCCAUGCCCCCACCGCCGCGGCCCUCCCACGCCAUCCUGACCAAGGCCGACCUCGAAGCCAGCCAGAUCGCAUACGGUGACCUGCUCGCCACCGCUAAGACAUACCGACAGGCGCUGGCCUCGCUGUCGGUGGCCGCGUCCGCCUUUGGCGCAUCGCUCGAGGCGUGCGCCCGCCUCAAGGAAUCGCGCUCCGACGCCCUGGGCCCGGACCACCAGAAGCCGGCGAGCCUGACCAACAGCUUCACGGCCUCGAGCGGGUCGUGCACGGCGGACCUGCUGCUGGGCGCCUCGGGCGUGCACCAGCUGGUGGCGAACCACCAGCAGAUCCUGAGCGAGACCGUGUACCGGAGCUUCGAGGUGCCGCUGCUGCACGAGCUGGACAAGUGGCGGGCGGCUAUCGAGGACGAGGACGAGUCGUACCGGCGGUCAGCGGCCGCGCAGUCCCGCGAGAUCCGAAAGCUCGAGAAGGAGGGGCUGCGCCUCCACAAGCAGCGCAGGCGGGACGUGGGCAAGUUCCGCGAGCACCUUGUCGAACUCACCACCAAGCUCGACGGCCUCACCACCCUGCACGGCGAGCACGCCCGCACCAUGCUCCGCGAGAGCCAGGAGACGAGCGAGAAGAUCCUCGACGCCAGCUGCAGCCUGGUGCGGGCCGAAGUCGACAUCUUCGAGAGCCUGGCCCGCAAGGGGUGGACCGGAGGAGGGCUCGACGAGCUGCUGGACAAGGGAAAGGAUCUCUUCGCCAGCGACGAGGACGCGGCCUUGGCGAGCGGCAUGGACUCCUCGGUCAUGGGGGGCGCCUCGGCGGCGGCGGCGGCGGCAGAGGGCGCGAGGCUCUUUAGUAUACUGCCUCCCAAGAGCAUCCUGGCGGACUCGGCUUCCGGCCGGUCGGGCACGCCUGCGCAUAGGGGACACGGCCGCGCCGACAGCCUGCUGGUCGAUAACGACCGGUACCAGAGCCUGGCCGGGGCCAUCGACCGCGAGGGCGACGGGGGCGAUGCCGACAGUAUCUUCAGCGAUUUCAACCAGAGCCGGGGCGUCAGACCGUUCAGUCCGCAGCCCAUACGCAGACAUCCCACCGAUGUCGUCCUAGACCCGGACACCCUAGUCAUCGAGACCCCACAGCCGUUACGCCGACAUGCGACAGAUGCCAUCCUCGACCCGGAGUCACUCCUUUCCGGCGACGGAGAGCUUGAGGGAGGACGGCCACGGGACGCCAGCGCGCAGGACUUGCAGGUCGAUGAGCGGAAUGAGGAGGAUAACGACGACGACGACGACGACGAUGACGACGAUGGUGAGGACACGGCCGAGGAGUCGCCGUGGAAAGACGUCGUGAAAAAGGAGAAUGGGGAUGUUAUCUCCAUGAUUCCAAACUCCUAUGCGUCUAUACUUGCAGCGGCGCUCCAAGGUGUCGGUCGUUGA
Molecule: messenger RNA, 1557 nt
Organism: Truncatella angustata
Lineage: Eukaryota; Fungi; Ascomycota; Sordariomycetes; Amphisphaeriales; Sporocadaceae
Exons: 2
Coding region: 1-1557 (518 amino acids)
Biological process (GO): vacuole fusion, non-autophagic
Cellular component (GO): fungal-type vacuole membrane
Molecular function (GO): phospholipid binding
Source: RefSeq, a predicted model, not a curated record